UAAAGAGGACUAUAUAGACAAACAUGACCUGACGUGCACCACCAUUUGUAUUCAACACCAGCCACACAAAAUGGCAAGCAGGAAAGCGGCUCGGAAAGGUUCAACCAAACAUGCCCUGCGCAGCUCAUCCAAUGUCUUCUCCAUGUUUGAACAGUCUCAAAUUCAGGAGUUCAAAGAGGCAUUUGGCUGCAUCGAUCAGAAUCGUGAUGGGAUCAUCAGCAAACAGGACCUGAAAGAGACCUUCAUGCAACUGGGAAAGCUGAAUGUAAAGGAUGAAGAACUGGAGGAGAUGCUGAAAGAGGGGAAGGGGCCGAUGAACUUCACUGUGUUUCUCAGUCUUUUUGGGGAAAAACUGAACGGCACUGAUCCAGAGGAAACCAUUCUGAAUGCAUUCAAACUAUUCGAUACUCAAGGUACAGGGAACGUCAACAAGGACGUGUUUAAGAGUUUGCUGAUGUCACAAGCUGAUAAGUUCAGUGCAGAUGAGGUUCAGCAGAUGUUUGCUGUGACUCCCAUCGACGUCUCCGGAAACAUUGACUAUAAGUCCCUCUGUUACAUCAUCACACACGGAGAUGAAAAGGAAGAAGCAUAGGAUGCAAGUUGUUUGCAUUGUGCAGGGGAGCUGCAGUCAUCAAUGAAAAGAAAUAAAAUAAUAUAAAAACGCAAGAAAUAAAAGCAGCAGUUGACCGUUCA
Messenger RNA from Amblyraja radiata (thorny skate), 693 nucleotides. RefSeq names its product myosin, light chain 7, regulatory (gene myl7). The transcript has 7 exons. The record is from RefSeq and is a predicted model, not a curated record. NCBI's taxonomy places the organism in Eukaryota, Metazoa, Chordata, Chondrichthyes, Rajiformes, Rajidae. Bases 71 to 592 code for a protein of 173 amino acids. Gene Ontology annotation, molecular function: calcium ion binding.